Messenger RNA from Cephus cinctus (wheat stem sawfly), 1266 nucleotides. Its product is annotated as zinc finger BED domain-containing protein 1-like. The transcript has a single exon. NCBI's taxonomy places the organism in Eukaryota, Metazoa, Arthropoda, Insecta, Hymenoptera, Cephidae. Gene Ontology annotation, molecular function: protein dimerization activity. The record is from RefSeq and is a predicted model, not a curated record. The coding region runs from base 1 to 1266 and encodes 421 amino acids.
AUGACUGUCCAUUACGAAUUUGAAGGAGAAUUGCAAUCCACCACGAUUGCUGUUACGGAAUUGACGGAGCGACACACCUCUGAAGUUAUAGGAAGAUGGAUGAGAACGAUUUUGCAAGACUGGCAUAUCGAUGAUGAGAAAAUAGUUGUUGUCGUAACUGAUAACAGAUCAAAUAUUAAAAAAGCAGUUAGAGGUACAUUUGGGUCUGCUAGACAUAUUGCAUGUUUUGCUCAUUCAAUCAACUUAGUCGCUGAGGAUAGAACGAAUUUUCAAGAUGCAAUAUCAUUGUGUGCAAAGAUUAAAAGAAUAGUCACAUAUUUCAAGCAAUCGACUAUAGCUGCUGAUGCAUUGCGCAGGGUCUCCCACCUGAAGUUAAUCCAAAGCAUCGACACACGCUGGAAUUCAACCUUCCAGAUGUUACUACGACUUAUUUUGCUCUCAAAAGAAGUUGGGUCGAUUUUAUUAAGUAUCCCGGAAUCACCUGAAAUGUUGACUGCAUCUGAACUGCAAUUGGCAAACGAAAUUGUGGAAGAAUUACGACCACUUGAAAAACUUAUAAGGAAACUUUCUGGAGAACGAUUUGUUGCAGCUAGCAAAGUCAUUCCACUGAUUAAUUGCUUGAAAAACAAAAACCAAGAACUUCGCAAUAGCUUAAAAACGCAAACUGCGCUUUCUUUAGUUGAUCGUCUCCAAAACUCUAUUUCGAUGAGAUUUGGGCAGAUAGAACAUAAUUAUAUUAUGGCAGUCUCGACUAUCCUGGAUCCAAGAUUCAAAAAAUUACACUUCAAUCAACCUUUGACCUGUUCGAAUGCAAUCGGUCGUAUUGCUAGAUGGAUAAGAGAAUUGGAUCACACAAAUGUGUCCAAUGAUGCAGUUGCUGAAAUCAACAUGGAAAUACCCGACAAACCUGAUGAGUUAUGGUCUUUUCACGAUAAUCUUCUUAAAGUUAAUACUGUAAAUGCUGCGCAACGUAAUGAAGAUGAGAUGCCAACUGAUUUAAAGCACUACUUGCAUCAACCAAUGAUAGAUCGCAGGGAUAAUCCAAUGCGUUAUUGGUCGAACCUCGCAUCAGUAUACCCGCUUCUUAGCGUUAUUGCCAAAAAUUACUUAGCAAUUGUUGGAACGUCAGUACCUUCUGAGAGAUUAUUCUCAAGGGCUGGCAAUAUUUUAACAGAUUCCAGGAACCGACUUUCGCCUGAACAUCUACAACAAUUAUUAUUUCUAAAUUCCUUGUCCAUUAAAGAUUGGCAAUUGAAAAUAAAAUAA